Molecule: messenger RNA, 3097 nt
Organism: Propithecus coquereli (Coquerel's sifaka)
Lineage: Eukaryota; Metazoa; Chordata; Mammalia; Primates; Indriidae
Gene: TRIL
Product: TLR4 interactor with leucine-rich repeats
Exons: 1
Coding region: 16-2454 (812 amino acids)
Cellular component (GO): extracellular matrix
Molecular function (GO): protein binding
Source: RefSeq, a predicted model, not a curated record
GCAGGGUGGGCGGCGAUGGAGGCUGCCCGCGCCGUGCGCUUCCUGCUCGUGGUGUGCGGCUGCCUCGCGCUCCCGCCGCGGGUCGAGCCCGUGUGCCCGGAGCGCUGCGACUGCCAGCACCCCCAGCACCUCCUGUGCACCAACAGGGGGCUCCGCGCCGUGCCCAAGACCAGCUCGCUGCCGAGCCCCCACGACGUGCUCACUUACAGCCUUGGCGGCAACUUCAUAACCAACAUCACGGCCUUCGACUUCCACCGCCUGGGGCAGCUCAGACGGCUGGACUUGCAGUACAACCAGAUCCGCUAUCUCCACCCCAAGACCUUCGAGAAACUCUCGCGCCUGGAGGAGCUCUACCUGGGGAACAACCUCCUGCAGGCGCUCGCCCCCGGCACGCUGGCCCCGCUACGCAAGCUGCGCAUCCUCUAUGCCAACGGGAACGAGAUCGGCCGCCUAAGCCGCGGCUCCUUCGAGGGCCUGGAGAGUCUGGUCAAGCUGCGGCUGGACGGGAACGCCCUGGGGGCGCUGCCGGACGCAGGCUUCGCCCCCCUGGGCAACCUGCUCUAUCUACACCUGGAAUCCAACCGGAUCCGCUUUCUGGGCAAGAACGCCUUCGCCCAACUGGGCAAGCUGCGCUUCCUCAACCUCUCUGCCAAUGAGCUGCAGCCCUCCCUGCGCCACGCGGCCACCUUCGCACCGCUGCGCUCCCUCUCCACCCUCAUCCUCUCCGCCAACAGCCUGCAACACCUCGGGCCGCGCGUCUUCCAGCACCUGCCACGCCUCGGCCUGCUCUCGCUCAGGGGCAACCAGCUCACACACCUCGCGCCCGAGGCCUUUUGGGGGUUGGAGGCCCUGCGCGAGCUGCGCCUGGAGGGCAACCGGCUGAGCCAGCUGCCCACGGCGCUGCUGGAGCCUCUGCAAAGCCUGGAGGCGCUGGACCUGAGCGGCAACGUGCUCUCCGCUCUGCACCCUGCCACCUUCGGCCACCUGGGCCGGUUGCGCGAGCUCAGCCUGCGCGACAACGCGCUCAGUGCCCUGUCUGGGGACAUCUUCGCCGCCAGCCCAGCCCUUUACCGGCUGGAUCUAGACGGCAACGGCUGGACCUGCGAUUGCCGGCUGAGGGGCCUGAAGCGCUGGAUGGGCGACUGGCACUCGCAGGGUCGGCUCCUCACUGUCUUCGUGCAGUGUCGCCAUCCCCCGGCCCUGCGGGGCAAAUACCUGGAUUACCUGGAUGACCAGCAGCUGCAGAACGGGUCCUGCGUGGAUCCUCCGCCUUCAGCUUCCCCGACCGCCGAGGGCAGGCGGCGGCCCCUACCCGCUGCCGCCGGGUUGGAGAUGACGCCCCCUGCAGAUGGUCUCGCGGAGGAGCUGCCGCCUCAGCCUCAGUCCCAGCAGCGGGGCCGAUUUCUAGCUGGGGCGGCCUGGGAUGGGGCUGCCAGGGAGCUCGUGGGCAACCGGAGUGCCCUAAGGCUGAGCCGGUGGGGCCCAGGCCUCCAGCAGCCCGGCCCUUCCGUGGCUGCCGCCGCGGGCCUGGCUCCACAUGCCCUGGACCUGCACGAGAAGCCCCGGCUGGGACGUCCGACGCGGGCCGAUCCCGCCCACGUGGAGCCCACCCCAACGACAGCUCCCGGCUCUACGACAUCGGCCCCCCGCGACCCCUGGCAGCGCGUGGCGAAGCAGCGCCUGGCCGCAGAGCAGCAGGAGAGUGCUGCGCAGUCCGACGGCGGGGUCGGUCUGCCGCCACUGGUGUCCGACCCUUGCGACUUCAACAAGUUCAUCCUGUGCAACCUGACGGUGGAGGCGGUGGGCGCCGACAGCGCCUCGGUGCGCUGGGCCGUGCGUGAGCACCGCAGUCCCCGGCCACUGGGCGGCGCGCGCUUCCGCCUGCUCUUCGACCGCUUUGGCCAGCAGCCCAAGUUCCACCGCUUCGUCUACCUGCCCGAGCGCAGCGACUCGGCCACACUCCGCGAGCUGCGCGGGGACACCCCCUACCUGGUGUGCGUGGAGGGCGUGCUUGGGGGCCGGGUCUGCCCCGUGGCCCCCCGGGACCACUGCGCGGGGCUGGUCACCCUGCCGGAGGCCGGGAGCCGGGGCGGCGUCGACUACCAGCUGCUCAUCUUGGCCCUGCUGACCGUCAACGCGCUACUGGUGCUCCUGGCCUUGGCGGCCUGGGCGUCCCGCUGGCUGCGGAGGAAGCUGCGGGCCAGGCGGAAGGGCGGGGCCCCGGUCCACGUUCGCCACAUGUACUCCACCCGACGGCCCCUGCGCUCCAUGGGCACCGGCGUGUCCGCCGACUUCUCGGGGUUCCAGUCGCACCGGCCGCGCGCCACCGUGUGCGCCCUCAGCGAGGCGGACCUCAUUGAGUUCCCCUGCGACCGCUUCAUGGACAGUGCGGGCGGCGGCGCGGGCGGCAGCUUGAGGCGGGAGGACCAUCUCCUGCAGCGAUUUGCUGACUAGGUCCAGGGCUGCCGGGCGAGUAGAGACCAUCUCAUUGGCCUUGAGGAGCCACCUCUCCGUGGGGCCCACCAACCCACCUCAGGGGAAGAUCCUAUUUUAGCAAACCUUCUCCUUCCUACCUUUUGUGAACUUGCCAGAGAGGCCAAAGGGGACAGAGGGCCAAUUCAGGCACCAUACCCCAAUUUCCUAUACUCACUGAUGGCGUAAAUGGGUAGUACUUGGUGGUCAGGGCAAAGGGGACACAUGGGUGGUGGGGUGCCGAGGUCGCCUUCACAUGAAGGCCUUGCAUAGCUAUGGGAAUGGCUCUUGUAGCAUUGCAGUGUAAUAGCCUGGCCUCUUUGGAGUAGAAGAGCAUGCUUGUGCCCCCAACGUGGCCAGAAAGAGAUUUGGGUGCAUGCUUUUUGUUUGCUCAGUGUCAAACAGAGGAGUUUUAUUUCUAUUUAAGGAAAAAGGAACUUAUUACCAUUACAAAGGAGGCUUGGCAACUGACUCCACUGGUCUGGUGGUCUCUGCCAAGAAGGGUGAUGUAAACAGGUGGUAAAGUUUAACACACUUGCCAAGGAACUCAUUUAUGUUGGCUGAUAGAGCAUUCAGGAUACCUUAAAGUUUAAAUAAUGAGACGCAAUUUUUUUUUCAACAAUGU